AUGAUUUCAAGCAAAGCAACACCACUAACAGAAUUUAAAUUAUCAAAUAAAGAUUUUAAAGAAUCAUCAUUAACAGUCCAACCUAUAGUUGGUGUUGAAGAUGGCAUUGUAAUUAAAAAUCUCUUAAAUGAAGAAGAAUGCCAUUUAAUUGAUAAAAAACUAUUUAUAGAAAAUGAUAAUAAAGAAUAUAUUAAACAUGGUUUAAGAAUCCACAAGAAUUCAAAAGAAUUUGCAGAUACAUUAUUUGAAAGAAUUAAUAAAUAUUGUGUAAAGGAAUUAACAAAGAAAUCACCAACUAACCCAGAUUCAUUCGAUCAAUGGCAAUUAAAAACAGUUUCGGAUAAAUUCAGAUUCAUUAGAUAUAAUGUAGGUGAAGAGUUUCCAAAUCAUGUCGAUGGAGAAGCUAGACCCUCCAGUGAUCAAAUGUCCUUCUUUUCAUUAUUAGUUUUCACUAAUGAAGGUGGUGGCAAAGAUUUUACUGGUGGUGAAUUCAGAUUCUUCAAAAAGGAUUCAAAUCUUCAACUUGUCGAAAUUGCUUCAGUUAAACCUGAAAAAGGAUUGGCCAUAGUAUUCCCACAUGGAGUUAUUCAUGACAGUGUAACUAUUUCAAAUGGUACCAAACACUCUAUCAGAACUGAUGUUGUUUAUUCAUUAAAAAAAUAA
Messenger RNA from Dictyostelium purpureum, 663 nucleotides. RefSeq lists its product as uncharacterized. Gene Ontology annotation, biological process: peptidyl-proline hydroxylation to 4-hydroxy-L-proline. Gene Ontology annotation, molecular function: procollagen-proline 4-dioxygenase activity; L-ascorbic acid binding; iron ion binding. The transcript has 2 exons. The record is from RefSeq and is a predicted model, not a curated record. The coding region runs from base 1 to 663 and encodes 220 amino acids. NCBI's taxonomy places the organism in Eukaryota, Evosea, Eumycetozoa, Dictyosteliales, Dictyosteliaceae. Gene Ontology annotation, cellular component: endoplasmic reticulum.